CUCCGGCUGUGUGCUGCUGUCCGGGUCCGGGAUGUUACCCCACUCUUUGCAAUGCCCCCCUGCUUUCCUCUAUCUGCCCCAGGGUAACCAAGAGGCCCCAGCUCCCCCUGAAGCCAUGGCCCAACCGUUCCCACCGGCCCAGUACCCCCCUCCACCACAGAAUGGCAUCCCAGCGGAGUACGCCUCGCCCCAUGCCCACCCGCCCGCGGACUACAGCGGUCCGAGCACGGUGGCCGAGCACGCCCUGGCGCUGUACACGGCGGCGCUGACGCAGAGCGAACAGGCGGGAAACGACAGCAGCAGCCCCGCCAUCACGGCCAACACAGUAACGCAGGCGGAGGAGGUGGUACAGACGGAGAUUUCCCAGCAGCUCCACCUGCAGCCCAGCGACUCGUCGGAGAAGCAGCAGCCCAAGAGGUUACACGUCUCCAACAUCCCCUUCCGCUUCCGAGACCCCGACCUGCGGCAAAUGUUCGGGCAAUUUGGCAAGAUUUUAGACGUGGAGAUUAUUUUUAACGAGCGAGGCUCCAAGGUCAACAAUGCCACAGCCAGAGUAAUGACCAACAAGAAGGUGGCCAACCCGUAUACAAACGGCUGGAAGCUGAACCCAGUGGUCGGAGCCAUAUACAGCCCUGAGUUUUAUGCAGUCACAGGGUUUCCUUACCCCAGCACAGGGGCAGCUGUGGCCUACAGAGGGGCCCAUUUGAGAGGGAGGGGCCGCGCCAUCUACAACACAUUCCGUGCUGCACCUCCUCCUCCACCCAUCCCUGCCUAUGGAGCUGUGGUCUACCAGGACGGCUUCUAUGGAGCAGAAAUAUACGGCGGCUAUGCAGCGUACAGAUACGCCCAGCCAGCUGGUACCGCUGCAGCUGCUUACAGCGACAGUUACGGCAGAGUCUAUGCAACAGCAGACCCAUAUCACCAUGCGAUUGGUCCUGCAGCCACGUACAGUGUGGGCACUAUGGCUAGCCUUUACAGAGGAGGGUGCGGUCGCUUCACUCCCUACUAGUAAAGAGAGAGCCACGCCCCCUUUCCUUCCCCGCAAAACAGACACACACAAAAACAGCAACAAAUGAAAUGGCUAAAUAACCAUCUUCACCCUCUUCAUGGAACAAAUACCAAUAAAAGGCUUCCAGGUGGCACAUGUGAGCCUGAGAGUCCAGAGUCACUCUGAAGCUGCUCCCUCACACACAGUGUACACACUGUCAUGUAUUGAUGUAAUGUACUUAUUUUGGAAAAGAAACAUUUUGUUACUCUGUGUUGACUUGAAUGUAUUUGUAUUGACAUCUGUGGUGGUAUAAA
This is a messenger RNA of Pseudoliparis swirei, 1302 nucleotides long. Its product is annotated as RNA binding protein fox-1 homolog 3-like. Gene Ontology annotation, molecular function: mRNA binding. The transcript is spliced from 11 exons. Gene Ontology annotation, biological process: regulation of alternative mRNA splicing, via spliceosome; nervous system development. The record is from RefSeq and is a predicted model, not a curated record. The coding region runs from base 32 to 1009 and encodes 325 amino acids. NCBI's taxonomy places the organism in Eukaryota, Metazoa, Chordata, Actinopteri, Perciformes, Liparidae. Gene Ontology annotation, cellular component: nucleus; cytoplasm.